AAACAAAAUUUGAAAGAUAAAAAGUUAUCUUAAGUCGGUGGAAAAUUAGAAAGUUAGAAUUUUCGUAUUAUGUACGAGAUGAUGUUAUAAACUAAAAAUAGAAUGCAAGUAAUUAGGAAGAAUAUUUAUAAAAACUUCAUUUGAGUACUUCACUUCAAGGCAGUCUAUUAUUAUUUUAAACAUGUAACAAGAGAAGUCGUUUAAUUAGGUUUAAGUUUGUCAAGAAAUGGCACUACUGGGAGCACAACUGGUCAUCACUUUGAUAAUAAUUAGUUUAAUUCAAAAACUAGGGCACCAUUUUUCAUUUGGAAGAUGGUUAUUAUGUAGUACAGGUCUUAUAAGGUACCUUUAUCCUACAGAUGAUACCCUUCGGGAAUUAGCCCAUAUUCCCAAAGAAAAACCCGCAAAAAGAAAUAAGAUCUACGAAAAUGGUAAACAAAAAACGUUUCAUAUUCCCAAAGACCUGGAAUUUGAGCUUGAAACUGCCAAAAUUUCUGUACUCGAUGUAAUUCAUUUAAAGUAUUACACUGAAUACCAGUGGUUAUUAGAUUUUGCAGUUUAUGCAGCAAUAGUAUACACUUUGACUGAGGUGUACAAGUCAUUCUAUUCAAUAGAGAAUGAAAUUAAUUUGAGCAUAAUAUGGUGUACACUUAUAGUUGGUUAUGCUUUGAAAAUAUUAUUGUCUCUCACAAUACAGUAUUUCCGAAGUGAUGAGUCAAUUGGAGAAAGAUCUGCUUGUAUUGUUAUGGGAUUCAUUUAUCUCUUAAUUGCCAUGAUCUUUUUGAUUAUAAAUGAAAAUGUUCUUGAGCUUGGACUGGAGAAAGCAUACUCUAGUUUUAAUAGGACUGCUUCAACAUUUAUUAACACACAAAACAUAAAAUCAACAGGCCCAGCUUCAAAAAUAGUACUGAAAUUUUUCAUUUCGGUAUGGUGUGCCAUUUUGGGCACUAUUUUUACGUUUCCUGGAUUGAGAACAGGUAGAAUGCACUGUGACUUAUUAAAAUCUCUUCAAGAUACAAAACUUGUAUAUGCGAUUGUGAAUCUGAGUUUUGCAAUGCCCUUAAUUUUAAUCGUCCUUUGGAUUAAACCUUUAGCAAGGGAUAAUCUUACGGUGCGAACUUUCGGAGAACGAACUGACCCUAUAAUGUCCACUGAAACAUUUGACUCCUUGAGAAUAAUUCUGAUAGUUGUUACGUUUGUUAUUAAAAUAUGUUUGACACCCAAGUACCUUCAGGCCUAUUUGGAUAUGGCAGGUCGUAGAAUUAAAGAAUUGCGAAAAGAAGCUGGAAGAAUUACUAAUAUUGACUUACAAAAAAAGAUUGCUGCGGUAUUUUAUUAUCUAUGCGUAGCCACUAUACAGUACAUCGCCCCUAUAAUUGUGUGCCUUUAUUUGGCGUUAAUGUACAAAACAUUAGGCAAAUUUAAUUGGUUUAGUUGGACCGUCCCAUCAGAUGAAUGCCCAUUGGAUGGUUCUGGUGAAAAUAGCAGCGAAGAGGAAUUAAACAGUUCCGAUGAAAAUUUAAAU
Molecule: messenger RNA, 1525 nt
Organism: Agrilus planipennis (emerald ash borer)
Lineage: Eukaryota; Metazoa; Arthropoda; Insecta; Coleoptera; Buprestidae
Gene: emei
Product: transmembrane protein 161B
Exons: 9
Source: RefSeq, a predicted model, not a curated record